GGCCCCUUCCCUCCAAGAGGAUGAACUCUCACCACUCAUUCCAAUCCCCUACCCAAAGCCAAAAAAACACAAUCCGAAAUCCCCAUCUCUCAUCCUCCUUUCCAUUUCCAUUUCCCUUUCUUAAAUUCCUUAAGAGAUCCGGAAAGCCGAAUCGAUGACAACCGCUAAUUACAUGAUCAUCAUAAAAGGUACGACUGUUAACGGUCUUGUUUAUCUUCUGAUUCUCUGAAACUUGGUCGAAUGCAAGAAUCUACCCGACCAACUCACGAGUAACGAGAACUGGAAGACAACCUGAAAAAAGUCCCUUCGACUUGGUGAGCUCUUUCCAACGCCACCAAACCACCUAACUCCCUCUCCUCCUCUUCGUCCCUUCACUCACAAACACUCACACUCAGCCAUGGCCAAGAACAAGAAUCCCACUUGAGCAAUCCUUCCAUUAUUCUUUUCCAUCUCUCUACCUCUCUUUCUCUUCCGCCAUUGUUUUAUUUCAAGUCAUGUCUUCCUCUUACUGCCUCUCCUCUAUUAGGAACACCAUAACUCCUCAAUCCUUCCACCUCGCCAACUACUCCCGCUUCCCUUCUUUGCUCCCCCCACUCCUUCAAAACCAGAGGAGACUUCCUAGUCCUCCUCCUUCUCCUUUCCUCCUUCCUCCGCUGACCCAGCAUCCUCUUCCUCUCCCCCAAAACAAGAAGCUUGCGCCGCCCUUCGCGAGCAUCCCUUCCUUUGCCGACUCGGGAGAUGGAGAGCGGCAAGUGCAGGAGGAACCCAAGGCUAAGGAGGAUAGUGGAGAGGUCCCAGGGAUGGCCCAGGCCUUCAACAUAUCAUCCGGGACCGCCUCGGCCAUUUCAGUGCUGAUUGCCUUCGCAGCCCUCUGCCUCCCCCUGCUCAUGAAGUCGCUGGCGGGGCCGGGCCCUGCGGCACUAGGGAUCAGGACGCGGGUUCUGUCCUACGUGACUCUGCUGUUUGGUUUCUAUAUGGCAUGGAACAUCGGGGCGAACGACGUGGCGAAUGCGAUGGGGACCUCGGUUGGGUCUGGGGCGCUAACGCUGAGGCAGGCGGUGCUGAUGGCGGCAGUGCUGGAGUUUUCUGGGGCGCUGCUGAUGGGGACCCACGUCACCAGCACUAUGCAGAAGGGCAUCCUUGUGGCCAACGUCUUCCAUGGCAAGGACACCCUCCUCUUUGCAGGCCUACUCUCCUCCCUCGCUGCCGCCGGCACUUGGCUUCAGGUUGCAUCAUACUAUGGGUGGCCAGUCUCCACCACGCACUGUAUCGUAGGAUCAAUGGUUGGGUUUGGUCUUGUUUAUGGAGGACCUGGAGCCGUCUUCUGGAGCUCGCUCGCACGGGUGACAUCUUCGUGGGUCAUCUCACCGUUAAUGGGUGCACUGGCCUCGUUCCUUGUCUACAAAUGCAUCCGAAGGUUUGUGUACAGUGCUCCGAAUCCAGGACAAGCUGCAGCAGCCGCAGCUCCAAUUGCCGUCUUCAUUGGUGUAACGGCUAUCUCCUUUGCAGCCUUCCCACUCAGCAAGACCUUCCCUGUUGCUCUAGCUCAGGCCCUAGCCGCUGGGACUGCCGGCGCUGUCCUAGUAUACCGAAUUAUCCGGAAACAGCUAGGCCACCUCCUGAUCAAAGCUAACGACUCUGCCACCUCACAAGCCGAGCACAAAGAUUCCGCCCUCAACAAGAACAUUGGGUUCCUUGCCGACAUUGCUGGCCCCAAGGGGACGCAGCUUGAGAUAGUCUACGGUGUGUUCGGGUACAUGCAGAUCUUAUCAGCUUGCUUCAUGUCCUUUGCUCAUGGGGGGAAUGAUGUGUCGAAUGCAAUCGGGCCCUUAGCUGCUGCACUGUCCAUUCUUCACGGAGGGACCGGUUCAGCUGAGAUUGUGAUCCCAACCGAUGUCCUUGCUUGGGGCGGAUUCGGGAUUGUGGCAGGCCUCAUGAUUUGGGGCUACAGAGUGAUCGCUACAAUCGGGAAGAAGAUCACCGAACUAACCCCAACCCGAGGGUUCGCAGCGGAAUUUGCAGCAGCUUCGGUGGUCCUGUUUGCGUCAAAGCUCGGGCUACCCAUUUCAGCCACUCACACGCUAGUCGGGGCAGUCAUGGGGGUAGGCUUUGCCCGCGGGCUAAACAGCGUCAGGGCCGAGACGGUCAGGGAGAUCGUGACAUCUUGGGCUGUGACAAUUCCGGUCGGGGCCAUGUUCUCGGUUAUCUACACAUGGAUACUGACCAAGCUCUUGUCCUACAUUUCGUGAGUGUACAUCUUUUUCUUCUUCUUCUUCUUCUUCUUCUUCUUCAAAAGAUAAAUUCGAUUCUCGUCUCAUUAGCUUAAUGACAAUGACGAUACUGGAGGACAAUUCUUGCCCACGGCUCGAGCCGAUUGGCUUGUGGGAUAAUUUUUGUUGCCUUGGAGCUGAGGGUGGAGAUUUCCUUAGGCUGGAAAUCCAUCACCUCUAUUAAUUAUUUGGACAAGUGAUCAGUCACAUAUAGUAAAUCAAGAGGUUUCGUCACUGCAGUGCA
This is a messenger RNA of Punica granatum (pomegranate), 2514 nucleotides long. The record is from RefSeq and is a predicted model, not a curated record. NCBI's taxonomy places the organism in Eukaryota, Viridiplantae, Streptophyta, Magnoliopsida, Myrtales, Lythraceae.